AUGUCUGAUACAGUUUGUGGUUGUGGUGCAAUAUUCGGGGACAUCGAUAGUCUUCAAAAACAUUGCAACAAUAAUUUGAAUAAUAGACCAACAAUUUAUUGCACUGUAGGAAAACCUAAAAAAAACUGUUUUCCAACACAUAGUUCGGACUCAAAUAUGGUAAAAGUUACAAAAAAACAGUGUAUGGGCUUAGUAGGAUCAGGAUUCAAAAAAAUUAAUUCGGCCUUAAAAGGUGGUGUAAGAAAUUUUUUUUUGAAAAAUAAUACAAUUGUUGAUGACAUUGUCGAUUUCAUGGUUGAAAUAAAUCACGAAAUAAUAAAUUUAUUAAAAAUGUUAACUGUAAAGGGUAUGGUAAAAUUCAAUGUUUUACUACAUACAACGUACUUUCAUACUGUAACUGGUGAGUUCAAAGAUGUAUCAUUCAAGUCGCGCAAUAAAACAGUAGACUUAGGAACCGAUUUUACAUCAGUAAUGGAAAAAAUAACAUUAAAGUUGGAAACUGAAAAACAAGAAAUGGAAAUCAAGCAAAGUGGAUGGUCGCUAAUAUCAAUUGAUGGUAUUUUGUUGAGAGCUGUUGUAAAUAUUAAAAACGAUGAUCAACGAUGUUUCAAAUGGUCAAUCUUAUGUUAUUACAAUAAAAGAGUUAAAAUAAGUGAUUGGAAUGUUGCAUAUGUUGAAUUAGAACAACGUUUGAACAUAGAUUUUUUUGGUAUUGAUUUUCCAACACCAAUUGAACAAAUUAAUCGCUUCGAACGAAAAAAUCCUACAAUAUCGGUAAAUGUGUAUGCGUUGGACAAUAAAAACAUUGUUUUUCCAUUGCGUGUAACUAAAUCCAAAACCGCUACAGAUCAUAUUGAUUUACUAUACUUGAAAAAUAAUGAAACUAACCACUAUUGUUACAUCUCAAAAUUUUCAAGGCUUGUAUCAAAACAACGCUCAAAAAGUAAACGACAAGAAUAUCAUUGUAAACGAUGUCUCAGCGUAUUUAACGAGCAACCGUUAUUAACUCGUCCGAGUGGGAAAGAGGGACUUAAAGAACAUGUAAAAAUGUGUGGAAAAUUCAAGGAUGCUUNUGUAAAAAUGUGUGGAAAAUUCAAGGAGGCUCGCAUUGUUCUACCACAGCCUAACUCUGAUCUUUCAAUAUUAUGUUUUAAAAACACAAGACGAGAAGAAGCAAUACCAUUAGUUAUCUACGGUGAUAUAGAAAGUUUACUUGUUCGAACGAUGGAACAAAUAUCGGACAAGUCUAUGAUUGUACAAAAACAUAAACCAAUGAGUUAUUGUUUUUACUUAGUACGCAACUCCAAAAUAUUACUGCAAAACAUGUGUCAGGGAUUACCGGAGGAACCAGUAAUGUAUCGAGGACCUGAUGCUGCUAAACAUUUUGUAUCAGUGUUGUNUGCUGCUAAACAUUUUGUAUCAGCGUUGGUGGAUAUUGGAAAACAAGUAUCAGAUAUCAUGAAAAUUAACAUCGAGAUGAAUCCUCUAACUUCUGAGGAACAACAUCGUUUCAAUACCACAAAACAUUGCGACUCGUGUUUAAUAGAGUUUACCGAUAAGUUAGUAAAAGUCAAGGAUCAUAAUCAUUGGACGGCAAAAUUUCGAGCUGUUUUAUGCCACAAAUGUAAUUUACAACGACGAUAUUCCGCAUUCAUACCAGUUAUCAUGCAUGGUCUUUCAAACUAUGACUCGCACAUGAUAAUACCAGAAAUGGCUUACGACAAUAAAGACAUUACUGUUAUAGCACAAUCCGAAGAAAAAUAUAUUUCGUUCAGUAAGACAAUAAGCGAUUAUUUUCAACUUCGAUUUAUAGAUUCAUAUCGAUUUUUGCAAGCGAGUUUGUAUCAACUUACAACCACCUUGACUUUACCUGAUUUUGCACAUACAUUAAAUGUCUUUAAAUCGUUGGAGUUGGUCACACGGAAAUCGGUUUUCCCAUACGAAUACGUAGACAGUUGGGAAAAACUCGACGAAAAUCAGUUGCCAACCCGCGAAAAUCUUUACUGUUCCAUUACGAAAAAUACAGUAUCCGAAGAGGACUAUGAACAUGCAAAAAAAAUGUGGCAACACUUUGAAUGCAAAACUAUUGGUGAUUAUAGUGACAAGUAUUUACUUGUCGACGUUAUGGUACUUGCUGACAUAUUUGAAAAGUUUCGCGCGGAGAGUUUAAAAAAUUAUUCUCUGGAUCCCACUCAUUAUUACUCAUGUCCAGCCCUAUCAUUUGAUGCUAUGUUAAAAUAUACUGAUGUCAACAUUGAAUUGAUAACAGACCCAGAUAUGUUAUUAAUGUUUGAAUUGGGUAUACGUGGAGGUUUGACACAAGUCAAUCAGCGGUAUGCUCGAGCAAAUCAUCCAGGUAUCUCUGACUACAAUCCCAAUAUUCCACAUAAAUAUCUUCAAUACCUAGAUGCUACAAAUUUAUAUGGAACAGCAAUGAUGGAACCGAUGCCACUUGGUAAUUUUGAAUGGUCAACUGUUACAUUGGAGGAAAUACUUGACACAGCUGAGGAUGCUGAUCAUGGAUAUCUUGUGCAAGUCGAUGUAGAUUAUCCACAACAUUUACAUGAUUUACACAACGAUUUACCAUUUUUUCCGGUAAACGAGCGACCACCUCUACCGUCUGCCAAAUACAAAAAACUGAUGACCACAUUGUUUCCAAAACGUAAUUACGUUGUACACUAUCGAACAUUAAAGCAAGCGGUAAAACACGGUGUGGUUAUCACAAAACUGCAUAAAGUCAUAAAGUUUAAACAAUCUCGAUGGUUGGCACCCUACAUCAAAAUUAAUACAGAAUUACGUAAAAAAGCCUCCAACAAGUUUGAACAAGAUCUACCAAAAUAUAUGAUCAACUCCAACUAUGGUAAAACAUUGGAAAACGUGAAAAAACAUCAAAAUAUUCAACUCGUUUGUAACGAUGAUAAAUUAUCAAAACUGAUAGCGAAACCGUCGUUUGGUCACACCACAAUAUUUAAUAAAAAAUCUUGUAGCUGUACACAUGUAUAAAGAAAAAAUUAAUUUUUUUAAACCCAUUUUUAUUGGACAGGCCGUGUUGGAUAUUAGUAAAUGUAUCAUGUACAAGUUUCAUUAUGAUGUA
Messenger RNA from Daktulosphaira vitifoliae (grape phylloxera), 3094 nucleotides. RefSeq lists its product as uncharacterized. The coding region runs from base 1 to 3003 and encodes 1000 amino acids. Lineage: Eukaryota; Metazoa; Arthropoda; Insecta; Hemiptera; Phylloxeridae. The transcript is spliced from 6 exons. The record is from RefSeq and is a predicted model, not a curated record.